Molecule: messenger RNA, 2064 nt
Organism: Exophiala spinifera
Lineage: Eukaryota; Fungi; Ascomycota; Eurotiomycetes; Chaetothyriales; Herpotrichiellaceae
Exons: 1
Coding region: 1-2064 (687 amino acids)
Source: RefSeq, a predicted model, not a curated record
AUGGCUAUGGGAACCAGUUGGCCGAGUUUAGGCGCUGAACCACACGACUUGAAAGAGCACGUCACUUUUCUCCACGAGGCAUGCGCUCAACUGCAUGCGGUCAAACAUUCUCAUACUGCUAUACCCACAACCACUAUAGGCCCCAUCAUUGAUUCCACUCUGAGCCUCUUGUCUAAGAUCACCCGCCACCUCGACGAACAACCAGACACGCGUCUUGCCUCCCAAAUCCAGGAUCUCUUCAAGGAACAGCGCGACGCCCAACUCAAGGACCAUGAAGCCAUCAAAGCCGUCAUCAAAGCAGCCACCGCCCCUCUCAACACGGCGACACCACCCUCCGGCACUCAUGUGGCCUCAUGGGCGCAGGUCGCAGCAGCGGCAGGUCCCCCUCCUGGUCACGUGACACCGCCUCACACGGUGCUCUCGUCCGGCAGUCCAUCGACAUUGACAGCUUACAAGGGGCGGGAAGUCAUUGUCAAACUCCUGGAUCACGCCCUAGCCCAGCGCCUCCGUCAGCUGUCGCCAUCACAGCUCAAAAACAAGGUCAACAACAUCCUUCGGGACACACCCAAGGUUAGGGACAUUAAGGUUGCCGCAGCCCAUCAACUUAAGAGUGGCGACAUCACGGUCAUCACCAACUCGCUGGACGAGGCGACGGAACUACAGAUCCACACGGAUUGGGCCCGAGGACUCGGACCACGGGCAGAGGUGAUCCGGACAACAUAUGGCGCCAUCGUGCACGGCAUCCCUGUCGACACUAUCAACAUGAACGAUCAGCAAGGGACCAUUCAACGAGUGCUGGCGGACAACUUCUCCGUCAUCCCGCACGCGAAGAUCACAUACGUCGGCUGGCUCACGAAGGGAUCAACCAAGAAACGGAACUCGUCCAUCGUGAUCGAAUUCACACAGCCCGAAAUGGCCAAUGCGAUCAUAUACGCGGGCUUCUUAUGGGAAGGCUUAAUCCAUAACUGUCAACUCUACGACCGCUCCUGCAGAAUCAAGCAAUGCCUCAGAUGCUACGACUACGGUCACAUCGGUACUCAAUGUAAUGCUCCCCAAAAAUGCGGUCACUGCGCAGGUGGACAUGAAUCGCGAGGCUGUCCUGUCAAGGGCGGCCCUGGAUUCCAGCCCAAAUGCGCACUCUGCGGAGGAGACCAUACAGCAUGGAAUGCUGCCUGCUUAGCAAGACAGAAGGAAAUGCAAAGGGUGGAAAGGGCAAAGCAAGCACGAAGUCAUUACUGGCCAGCGCCAUCUAGAAGGACAGCACCAGCGACAAGUUCGCACAACGAACCCGGACCCCCACUACCAACAUCGACCUCGGACAACCCAGACGAACCAGCGAGGCGGAGUCACCCAGAUGGUCUUAGCAAUCAAGCAAUCCGGGAGCCACGGGUUCUCCGGAGCUCGAGACGUCAACAACAGAGUAAUGCAACGCUCCCCACCGCACACUUACGCAUCUCUCACUCCGAAACAACGGUGCCAUCACAACAAACGGCAAGCCAUGUACCCGCUGCCCCCGCGACAGUGUUGGAAGAGCCGCCUGUUUCCCAGGAACCUACUGCUCCAACUCACUACCCACCAGUGCCGUUAGCAGAGGAUUUCCCUGGGGCUGAUGACUGGCUUCAGAACCUCGAUUUCAACUGGGAAGAUACAAUUGCUGUAGAUCCAACGCCGGGCAUAUCAACGAUCCCAAACAGCCAAUAUCAUGCUAGGACACUCUCACCGAGAGAGUUAGCGCGCCUGGAGAGAGCAGUAGUGACAUUUGACGACCUCCCCCCACCGCGAAGGGGAUGCUAUUGCGAGGAGCAUGAACAUAUCUACGAGAACUGGCCUGUUCGAGACGCAGAGUUAAUCAUUGGCACGUGCAUGAGGGAGUGCCCAUACUGCAGUUACCGACAAGAGUCAACACCAGAACUGCGUAAACACAUCAGAGGAAGACACGGGAGACGAAACCUCACAGUUAGGAAAGGGAAACUAGGUGACAAGCGCGUCGCGCCUGGCUGGAUUGCAUUACCAACGACACAGACUCGGCAAACUCAAGGCACCGCUCCACACACUGCUAUAUGA